GCUUGCAUCAUGGACUCCCAACGGAUCUGGCACGAUCCCCUGGUUGAAGAGAUGGAUGGUCAUGAGUACGACAAGGCCAACCAGUUUGCCACGUACAAGGUGUAUGAUGGGGGCAACCGUCGAUGGUACCGAUGCGAAGUUUUUGAGACGCUAGGUCCCGACAUCCCGGGGAUGCAGGCGCUGCUCGCCAAACACAUCAAGCAAUACCACGAGGAAAGCAACAGCCCCCCCAGCUGGAAUACAAUGUGCAAAGCGUCGGCGGAAAGCGAUCCCACCUUCGAGAACCGCCCUGAUGACCGGGUCUCCGAACCCACCCACGACGACAAGACGCGCCCGGUGUUUUACAAUGGUCCAUUGAUCCCCACCACCUCCAUUCAUUAAGCUGGAGAACCUUGAAUACUUCAGUCGGAAGGCAGACCGUUGCCGCUGGAAUAAUCGAGACUGCAUCUUCAUGCAGAUCCAGUUCAAGGAGGACAACGAUGACAUCAGGAACGAGAUACGCAUUCGCGAGACUCUCAUCGGACGGCUUCUCGAAGCCAGGGAUAUUGACACGGAGAUGAUGAGGCGGUUCCAUGUCGUUCCCAUCCAAGCUGUCGUCCUCGCCGACGGGGCAGCAUCGGGACGGUGGGCACCCGGGAGCGUUGCCGGCGGACUCAUGCCGUAUUGUGGUCCGCCCCUGGAGAGGUUUGCAAUUGAUGAAGAAAAGGCUACUGAGUUGCCGGUGACGGGGAGGCAGCUCCAAGAGCUCGUUCAAGCAGUGCGGGACCUUGACGGCUGUGGGGUGAAGCUUGGAUGGAGAGAAGCUGCGUACGGGGGUAUCGUCUUCCAGUCUGGUACGGGAGGUGGAGAAGGGAGAUUGCUGUUCGCUGAUUUCGGAUCAUUAUCGGAGAUUGGUAUCGUGUGGGGGAAGAAGGAGACGAAGAGCAUGGGACGCCUGUUGCGUUGGUGCGCCCAGCGUGCUCAUCCGCUGAGAAACGACUCCGGGGCAAGGCAAUGUGUCCUUGACAUGGCGAGGAAGCUCGAGAGUGUGACGCCGCUGUGAUGUACUGGAGUCUCUCUACUGAGAAGCAGCCACAUGCGGCCAGCGAAUCGAGGGCGUAAUAGUAUAUGUAGCUGAUGGAGGAAGCAAAGGAGUAUCAGUGUGUUACGGACGGACGGGACGGGUUAUCAAAAAGCAGACGGAUAUGUUAGCCGCAGCAACUACGCGAUUGCCGCCCACCAAGCUAAGGAAUCCGGCCGAAGUGUUUCCGGCCGUUGCGGCGGAUCAGCGUAUUAUUUGGUGAUAGAUUUACA
Molecule: messenger RNA, 1293 nt
Organism: Chaetomium strumarium
Lineage: Eukaryota; Fungi; Ascomycota; Sordariomycetes; Sordariales; Chaetomiaceae
Exons: 1
Coding region: 452-1042 (196 amino acids)
Source: RefSeq, a predicted model, not a curated record